Candidula unifasciata is the source of this 440-nucleotide messenger RNA. The record is from the annotation of a GenBank genome assembly. NCBI's taxonomy places the organism in Eukaryota, Metazoa, Mollusca, Gastropoda, Stylommatophora, Geomitridae.
AUGGACAAAGAUGGAGAGGUCCAGAGUGAAGAUGAUGUGAAUGCAUCUGCAGCCUGUAGCACUACAUUGCUCGCUGAAGGUAGUGGCAAUGGUAAGGAAGACGCUGCGGAUAAAAGUGACGAUAACAACAAUGAUGGCAGCGAUGUCGACAGCAGUAAACAAGUGAAGGGACAGGACAUAUGUGGCAGUGUCAGAUCACACAGCAAAGUCUGGAGUAGUCAGCAGGAACAACCUCAGGUAGUGAAACGACGCCAUGUUCAGUCACGACGGAUGCAGGAAUAUCAACAGCAGUUAACUAAGCAGCCAUUUCGGAAUGCCAGAAUAUGUGCGGUAUGUGGCCACACUCUCUACUCAGGGCCUGGCUACAGAUAUCAUCUGCAGCGACACCGACGUGACAAUGAAAGUUUCCCAUGUGAUAAAUGCCGAAAAGUGUUUAAAAG